Sardina pilchardus (European sardine) is the source of this 2395-nucleotide messenger RNA. RefSeq lists its product as uncharacterized. The transcript is spliced from 7 exons. NCBI's taxonomy places the organism in Eukaryota, Metazoa, Chordata, Actinopteri, Clupeiformes, Clupeidae. The record is from RefSeq and is a predicted model, not a curated record. Bases 41 to 2395 code for a protein of 784 amino acids.
UGUCCUGUUUUGAUAUUAGCUAGUUAGCUGAUUACCAAAAAUGGACGAAGAUUUAAUGUUGAGCGUUAUUCAGUCUAAUCCUCUAGAAUUGCCUGACUCCAUUCAGGUAGUGUUGCAGAGUAUUGAGUCGGCAAAGCUGACACGAGCCAGAGCGGAGGUGGCUGACAGACUUGAGGUGAUCCUCAACAGCGUCAACACCGCUGUGCAGCGCCUCCGUUUAGCCAAUGUGGUGCUAGCCGAAGAGGAGUCCGACGAUGAGGAUGACGAAGUCGACGAAGACGCUGCGCAGGACUUGAACAAGAGGCGCGAGUCUGCGCGCUCCUCCAUUGAAGCCUUCUUUCUCUCAAACUUUGAUAAGACGGAGUACCUGAACACCGUCCUCCAUUGGCUCAAGGACAUUGACGAGGACCUAGCUGAGGCUCAGCGAGAUGAGCAUAACUUGGCAGACAUCACACCGCAGUGGGUGGAAGAGAUGGAGGAAAAGAUUGAGUUGUCAUUGUUAGGUGUAGAGACAAGCAUUCGGCGCCUGUAUCAGCUGUGUAGGCAGAUUUCAACAGCUGAUGGCAACAAGAACGAGACAGAGUCAAAAGGUAAAGAUGGCGUUUGGCGCUGGUGGAGAGAACUUAAAGUCAACGCCAAGACGGUUCUGAAGAUUCAGACGCUCCAGCCCCCGUCUGUGGAGGAGUUGCUGGAUGACGGUGCCCUGGCAGCCGAGAGCACCAGCAACCUGGACUUCAUGUUCAAAGACAUGGCCAAGUUCUUGUCCUGCAAGAAAGCAAUGGCCAUGGCCUUCAACUUCGGGCGAACUGGCCUCCAGAACAUGUGUGCGGCCCUUGAGGAGCGCACGCGGGAGACUGAGCUGCUCCGCAAGGAGCUGCAGCGCCUGAAGGCCGAGAGCGCCCAGACAGAACCGCUACGAGACGUGGACACGAGCGGCCAGCUGUACAUCUCGCGACUGAAGACGGACCUAAACAGCAGGAACAGGAACAUCUCUCAGAUGAAGUUGCAGAUCAAUGGCCUGGAGCAAGACAACACCGCCCUUUUGCAGGAGGCAGAGACGCUUCGGCAGGCGGCCGUCGUGUUCAUACCAGUCAAGCAGCCCCCUCCAUCAGUGACGCCCUCUCCAAAAGCCUCUGUGGCCUCCGUCGCCUCUGUGGUGCAAUAUGAAGAGGAAAUGGAGGAGGAGGAGGGAGAGGAGGAGAGCGAACCUGAACCGGAAACUCAGGUUAGUUCUGAUGAAGAGCCAGCGCCACCAGCUGAGGAAACCAAGGUAGUGCCACACGUGUCAGAGGUGAGGGUGUCCCUUCGAUCCGUCACCCCCGAGGAACGCCCCGUGACUCCUGAGAUCAAAGUGCCACAGCCGCCAGCUCCAAAGGCCAUUCCUGUAAUCGCUCCUCCAGAGAAAAGGAAUGCGAUGACACAAGUACCGUCUCAGUCAUCUCUCCUCGCUGGUGCUGAGAGGCUGCUGCCCUCUGUGACGACUGUACCUGGGCCCGUGGGGAGCCUGGAGGCUCUGCCUGUUCGCAGCUCCUCCUCCAUCGGCUCCUUUGGUGCUGACAAGGAGGACGUGGAGGCUAAGCCUGAGUCGCCUCAGCCCAAGAUGAGCAAAGACCCACAGCCGAGGAGGAGCCCAGUGUUUCGGGCGAAGACAGCCCCUCCGCCGUCUUUCCAAACACCGUCUCCCCUGGUCCAGUUCUUGGAGGAGGACCUGGAACACUACAUGGAGGACUUAAUGGAGGAGGGUGGGGAGAGCAUCGAGAAGGAAAUGGCUGCCAGGAGGCACCGUCUGAGUGUGGAAGCACAGAGAACGAACCUGAAGCUGAUGCGUCAGGCAGCCCAAAGUGACGUUCUUCCCUCCAAGCUCUACCAAAUGGCCAAGCACACCAUCAAGCACUCGCUCAACGCUGCCGAAUUGCGCCUGUCCUGCCUCAUGAGGAAAUACAUUGCCUAUAAAGCACUGAUGCAAGUUAGGCACAACCUGAACGUCCAGUUGCAGUGUGCCCGUGAGUGUAACGAUGGCCUGGCACUGAGUGAUACGUACACCUUCCUCUCCAACCUGGAGAAGUACGAGCGCACGGUGAUGAACCGCUUAAGCAUCAGGCGAGCUGCCGCUGAAGAGGAUCGCUUCAUGCACCUUACGCGCACCACCUGCCUCUUUAGACAGAUCCGAGAGGAUUGUGGUGUGCAUUUGAUCCUGCCGUACACCAGCAGCUGUGACUCCCAGGGGAAGCCCUCUCUGUCCAUCAGCUGCCACAAGCUGGUGGUGGCCCCACGGCCGCACUCACGCUCACGCCGCCGCCUGCAGCGGCCGCCCACCGCCCCCGCCCGCAUGCUGCACCAGCGGUCAGACGACGUCCACCGCGUUACUUUCAGAGCACUUGCAAGGCCUGAAUGA